AUGAGCAUCAAGGGGGUUUGCAAUUUCAGGAGUCUUGUUAUUUUGGACCUUUCAGCUCAUUGCAUGGCGUCGGCUUUGAUCAGGGUUACUUUCUUUCUUGGGCAGUACCUAUACCUUCAACUUCGCGCGCCGUCGUCCAAACUGUUGAACGACAUUUUACACUACACUACUUCAUUAUACCUUCAUACUUUUACUUUCGGAAAUUUGUAUUCUCAGACACCCACUUGUUUUCCCCCUCUUUUUCUUCUUUUUCUUUUCUUCUUUGCUACACAUACGGCGCCUCCCUCCACGCAUCUAUCCUCCGAGUCCUGUUUUCCUCUUUCUUUCUCUGCCGAAGUAAAAUCAAAAAUUUGCUUCUAUAUCAUUGAUUGGUGA
This is a messenger RNA of Aspergillus puulaauensis, 375 nucleotides long. RefSeq lists its product as uncharacterized. The record is from RefSeq and is a predicted model, not a curated record. Bases 1 to 375 code for a protein of 124 amino acids. The transcript has a single exon. Lineage: Eukaryota; Fungi; Ascomycota; Eurotiomycetes; Eurotiales; Aspergillaceae.